This is a messenger RNA of Cylicocyclus nassatus, 945 nucleotides long. The record is from the annotation of a GenBank genome assembly. NCBI's taxonomy places the organism in Eukaryota, Metazoa, Nematoda, Chromadorea, Rhabditida, Strongylidae.
AUGGACAACAUCAUUGGAAAUUGCGAUUAUGCCAAAACUUUGGAAAUUGGAACGACUGAGUAUCUGUUCACUGGCUUAUUUGUUAUAAGUAUUAUAUACUCCAUUCCAUCUAUAUACAUCACGUUCAAAAUCGUCACAAAAAUACAGGCAAAUAACAAGAGGUUUCCGAGCGUGUUCUACAAACUAUUUCUUCAUGAUCGCUUAGUUACUCUCUUGUUAUUCAUCAUUGAUAUCACUCUUGUGCGGGUUCCUCAAACUGGGCUGGUCACAUCCGUUAUAUGCCGAAUACCUCACGGUUACUAUCUUACUGCGCUGUACGUCAUGUGCUACUAUCUUUUGUACACUGGCCUGUAUUCAUCUAUUGUUAUUUCUAUUGUAAGAGUGGCUGCAGUCUUGUCACCUGUCGAAGCAGACAAGAUUCAAAUUCGGAUUGCGCUAUUUUUGAUUCCUGCCAUGUAUCUACUGCCUUGUGUGACUACUUGGUUCCUUGUUCCGGUUCAUGCAUAUUUCGCUACCAUAUCAAAUUCUGCUUCGCUUGUUAUGGCAUAUAAAAAAGUCUAUCCAGCGUGGAGAAGCAGUCUUGCAUUGCUCUUCGUUACUACUAUCACAUGUUUGAUCGUCCUCUUAUGUUUCAUGGUCACUAUGAUCAGAUGGCGAAUAUUACUUGGAAGAACGACCAAGACAUGGAAUAAGUCGGAAAGGUCGUUGCUCUUGUUGGUCUGUUCAUUAUGUGGUUCAAUCGGCUUGUUUUGCUUACUACAGUUCUUCUUCUACUAUGAGAUUUUCUACGAGAUAUCGUUUCUUCUGCGAGGUUUUCUCCAAGAUAUGAUGGUAUUUAUACCCACUUGGGUAUUCUAUUUCACGCAUCCAUUCUUCUCUAAAAGGGUCGUCGUCAGUAGCUUUACAAUCACGGUAGUACCUGCAUCCAAAUCUUCCAAUAAAUGA